ACUGGGUUCUCAUAUGCAACAACUUCAACGGGGCACAACUAUACUGAUCUACAAGCAUGCGGUCAAGUCUAUGAAUUUCUACGAAAGUGGUUCAUUAAUCAUUCAGAAUUCAUCUCGAACCCUUUCUAUGUUUCUGGGGACUCUUAUGCAGGCAUUACAGUUCCAGUUAUGGUUCAACUAAUAUCAAAUGGAAUUGAAGCAGGCAAAGAGCCAUUAAUCAACCUUAAGGGCUAUUCACUUGGAAAUCCAAAAACAUUCCCUGAAGAAGUCAAUUAUAAAAUUCCUUUUUGUCAUGGUAUGGGGCUAAUAUCCGACGAACUUUAUGAGUCGUUGAAACAGACUUGCAAAGGAGAAUAUCGAAAUAUAAAAUCUACCCAUAAACCAUGUUCAGAAAACUUAAAAAUAUUCAAGGAGCUUGUGAGUGGUAUAUGCGAUGAACAAGUACUAGAGCCUUACUGUGGAACAUACUCUGAAGAACCAAAAUUACGCCAAUCGUCAAGUGAAAGAGAAGAGAAUUUCAUCUUUUUAAACCGCGAUGACUUUAUCUAUCGAAGAAUAAGUCGUGUUGACACACACAAUCUCUCAGUUUAUUGGGCAAAUGACCCAAAAGUUCAAGAGGCUCUCCAUGUUAGAAAGGGAACUAUAAAAAGAACAUGGGCGAGAUGUAGGCAAAGUAUUGGGGAUAAAAGUUACGCAAUUACUUUCAUGAAUAGCAUACCUUACCAUGCAAACCUUAGUACAAAAGGUUAUCGAUCACUUAUAUACAGUGGCGAUCAUGACAUGGUUGUUCCUUUUCAAUCGACACAAGCAUGGAUAAAGUAUUUAAAUUAUCCUAUUAUUGAUGAUUGGCGUCCAUGGAUGGUUAAUGAACAAGUUGGAGGUUACACAAGGUCUUACUCUAAUCAUAUGACAUAUGCAACGGUAAAGGGAGGAGGGCACACAGCUCCAGAGGAUAGACCUGAAGAGAGUUUUCACAUGUUUAAAAGAUGGAUAUCUCAACAACCUUUGUAAUUUUUUUUUAUUUAGUUCAAUAUGCACUUUGAAUUACCAUGAAAGCAUUGCUCCGU
Messenger RNA from Solanum stenotomum, 1067 nucleotides. RefSeq names its product serine carboxypeptidase-like 3. Gene Ontology annotation, biological process: secondary metabolic process; proteolysis. Lineage: Eukaryota; Viridiplantae; Streptophyta; Magnoliopsida; Solanales; Solanaceae. The annotation marks the transcript as partial. The transcript is spliced from 11 exons. Gene Ontology annotation, molecular function: serine-type carboxypeptidase activity; acyltransferase activity, transferring groups other than amino-acyl groups. The record is from RefSeq and is a predicted model, not a curated record.